Molecule: messenger RNA, 4041 nt
Organism: Pseudomassariella vexata
Lineage: Eukaryota; Fungi; Ascomycota; Sordariomycetes; Amphisphaeriales; Pseudomassariaceae
Exons: 14
Coding region: 1-4041 (1346 amino acids)
Cellular component (GO): nucleoplasm
Molecular function (GO): protein binding
Source: RefSeq, a predicted model, not a curated record
AUGGAUGCGCAGAAUGCCCUUGAGUCCAUAAGCGCGAAGCAGGCCGCCGCUUCUCCCAAGUGGGGAGCCUCUGAAGCGGAACAUGACGCCAAGGCGAAGACCAACACGAAUGCCAAAUCACCCGUAUCCAGCAAAGCGGCGCCCUCAAUCAACGAUCCAAAGCCUGCGGCUAGUGCAUCAUCAUCAUCAUCUAACUUGCCCGUGCCCGAUGGCGACGCUCCUAUCCCAGACCGAGAUUCAGACGCCGAGACAAUUGUGUUGUACGGUAAAGAUGGCAUAUCGCCGUCCAAGCCGCGAAAAAUGAUCAAGCAUGAGGAUAAGAGCGAGGGUGAGGUCGACGACGUGCCGGCGGUUCCACGACAACCUGGCCGAGAUGGAGAAAGGAGUGGUCCAGGCGCAGUUGGUGCAGGUGCAAGUGGAGCCACCGACGACGUCGCUUCCUCGUUGGGAAAGAAGAAACGGCUGGGGCUUCUGGAGAAAGAGAAACAACAACACCAAAAGAGCAAAGAUGGUUCGAGCGGUCUGAGCUCUGCACCCGCCUCUCCCCCGUCCCACCAACGAAACCACAGCUCCUCCCAUCGACGUCGCAGGUCAGGUGGUGACCAUCGCUCAGAGUCCGAUUCGGAGUCGUCGAAGCCACGGUCGCCCAAGGUGUCGAAAGACAAGCUCAAACCACUCGAAGGUCGGCCUCUGUCCACCAAGCGCAAGGCUCCCAAGGUCGAGUCUGACGACGAGAGUGAGGCUCGCAAGGCACGUCGCCCCCGUAUGUCCGAUACCAGCGUCGAAAGUAAACACCCGCGGGACCAUAAACCGUCGAGCAGUCGGCCCCAUCAAGAUAAGCCUUCGAUUUCACGUACUCGGUCCAUUUCGCCUCAUGGCCGUGCGCAUCGUAGGAGCUUGUCGACACAGCUUCCCUCCCACAACUCGAAUGGCCUUGGCCACAAGAAACGGCGCAUCCCGGCUCCGCUUCAGAACACCGAAUACCACUCAGACGACUCCUCUGCCAGCGGCAGUCCCCACCCUCGCAGCUCACGGUUGAAGAGCAUUGCAACACCUGUCACGGGCGACUCUAAUAUGUCGCCGGCCAAGAUGGGCCCCCACAAGAAGCAUCUCGACGCGCAUGGUCAGACGCUGUUCGCCAAAGCUUGUGCAAAGGGCGAGUACGAUGUAGCUAAAACACGCCUGCAGGAACGUCCCGAGGACUUGAACUUUGCAGACCACGCCGGCAACACCCCUCUUCAAGUCGCGGCCUUGAAUGGUCACGAAGAGAUUGUGGAGCUUUUGAUCCAAGCUGGCUGCAACUUGGAGUGCCGAAAUGAUGUGAAGGAUACGCCUCUGCUUGAUGCUGUUGAAAACGGUCACCUGGGUGUUGUUAAACUUUUGCUUGCUGCAGGAGUCAACCCCCGAAAAGCUAAUGCAAUUGGCCAGGAGCCUCUGGAGUUACUACCGGACGAUAUUGACAAUGCCGAAGAAAUCCGGGCCGCACUGGUGCAAGCUAAACAAAGAAUUGGAGAGCUGCGCCGCACCUCAGAAGACCAUCCACCUCAGGAUAACCACGACGUCUCUUCCCACGGGCCGGACAGCCCGCGUCGGUCACCCCCAGCAACUUCUGGAAGCGCGGCAGCACGCAGAGCUGCGGCGCGAGGCGACCACGAGACUGUCUCUCGCAUUCUGCAAGUCAAGGAAGGAUGUGAUGACUCAGAAGCCCUUGUUGCAGCCGCUCGUGCCUUGGGCGGGGCAAACCCUGAUCCGUCCCCAGUAAAGACACUUCCCACCGACCAUGGCACACCAAUGCUUGCUGCGAUAGGAGGGGAGAAUAUAAAGGUCAUUCAGCUCUUGUUAGACCAGCUCCGCGAAGGUCCGAUAAGCUCUGCUAAAACCAAAUCCCCAUCGAGGCGAGAACGGGAUCACGACCAAGAGGACGUGUCAAAAUCGCACAAACGUCGACCGUCGAGCCCGCCCAGGGACUCUGAGCACAAGAAGCGGCUCGAGAAACAACGUUCUAUGUCAUUCAGCAACCAAGAUGAUCAGAUCUCCCCGAAACGCGGACCCGGACGACCCAAGAAGGAGGAGCGGGUUCCGACAAUUGCAGUGUCUGAUCGUGAAGCUUCACCUGCAUCGUCGUCCAAAACCCACCCUAUGAAGUCCAAACGAGCUGAAUCCGAUCCAAGGAGGAAGCUUAUGUCUGCGAAAGACCUCAAAGGUCAGCAGGCUUCGGAUCGACAUGAUGAAGGACUCGAAAAGGCUCGGGCGGAUCGCAUCUCGGAGAAAUACCAUGAUAGGACCAAGGCACUCAAACGGGAUGAAUCAAAAGACAGACUCGUGACACCUCCACGUCACGGAUCAGGUGAUAGAGAUGAUAGCGAGGCUCCCCCUAAGAGGCGAAGGCUCGACGCAGAAGGAAAAGAGAAACGUACGCCGCAGAAUAACCCAUCCCCCGAUGAUCGUCCGAAAAAGCGAGACAUAUCUCGUGACUCGAAGGUCAACCGGGAUCGGAGAGAGUCCGAAAAGUCAAGUCCUUCUGAAAAGGCGAGCAUCACUGUGUUUUCUCAGGACAUGGACGUGGACAUGCGAGAUACCCCGGUCGCUGCGGACCGCGAAGAAGCGAAGAAGCGCCAGGCUGAGUUGGAAGCCGUAGCUGCGGAGGAGGUACGGAAGAAGGAGGAGGUGCAAAAACGGGAGGCAGAAGAGAAACGGCAAAAAGAGGAGGCGGAGCGAAAACGGCAAGAAGAAGAGGAGAGGAAACGGCGUGAAGAGGAAGAGCGCAAACGGAAGGAGGAAGAGGACAGAGAGCGGGUCCGGUUAGAGGAGCAGCGGAAACAGCAGGAAGAGGAAGACCGCAAACGCCGCGAGGAGGAACAGAAGCGGAGGGAGGAGGAAGAGCGUAAGCAACGAGAGGAGGAGGAACGACUUCGUCGCGAAAAGGAGGCUGCCGAACAUGCUCGCAAAAUUCGGGAGGAGGAAGAACGCAAGGAUCGAGAACGGAAACGUGCAGCUGAGCGUGCAGCGCGUGAGGCCGAGCAAAAACGAAUCCGGGAGGAACAGGAAAGGCUUCGACUGGCGAAGCUGCCCCCGCUGCUUCGUUGGUUUGAUCAAUGUCCCGACCCGAAACAAAAGGAGUUCGCCGAGCUUUUCACGAUCAUGCAAGGUGUUCGCUACGACACUAUCAAUCCAUUGGCCACCGGGAGGUCAGACGGGCGGGAGCAGUGGCUUCUGAACACCCAGGUCGCUCUGCUGCUUGGGGAGAAGGACCUGACACUUUCCAGAUACACUGCGUGGGAACAAAUUCCAGUGUCCAACAUUGCCAAAACGGUCAUCUGGCGACUAGAACAAGACAGAUACGCCCUGACAGAAGGCAAACUAUACCAUCUAGGGGAGCAGCUACCUGAUUAUUAUGGCGGAGACCCCAACAAGGUCGGGUACCGUAAACUGGAGCAGCUUCGAGGCGAGGCAUCUAAGCUGUUUUUCGAGAUGGACAUGUUCUUCGUCAAGGAAUCUGACUUUCUUUAUAUACUCCCACACUUCUCACACCUCCGCAAUGUCCGGCUCGCCAUCAGUUACCGUGAGCUUCCGGAACACGAGGGUCAACUCGCCACGUGGUGUGCACCGGCAAAGUGGAAGCAAGAUCCAGACGCCGAAAGCAGGGAAGGCUUCGCACCGCGACAAAAGUAUUAUAUCAACGGCCAAUUCAUCUCUGAAGACAAGCCGGGCCACUACAAACCUAGCAAGAGUCCGUUCCCAGAACAGCGCGUUCCAAGACGGGGUGGCAUUGUGGCCGUCGCUCCCGAGGAGCCUGAAUACCCUCGGUUAUGCAUGGAACAAGGCCUUAGUCACCUGCUCUCUGACCAGCAGAAAUUGUCCGUUAUGAACGGCGCUCACCUGACGCCAAGAAGCAUGACCUCGAACGACACGGCGGAAGCAAUUAAUGGCGAAAACCUAUCUCCUACUGCUGCUUCUCCAACCAUUCAAGUUAACGGCUACCAUGGGCCUGUGGGACCGUCGGAGAAGCCACAAGUCAAUGGGAUCAACGGCGACCAUUGA